This is a messenger RNA of Candoia aspera, 5862 nucleotides long. RefSeq names its product kinase non-catalytic C-lobe domain containing 1 (gene KNDC1). Gene Ontology annotation, cellular component: neuronal cell body; guanyl-nucleotide exchange factor complex; dendrite. Lineage: Eukaryota; Metazoa; Chordata; Lepidosauria; Squamata; Candoiidae. The record is from RefSeq and is a predicted model, not a curated record. Gene Ontology annotation, biological process: regulation of dendrite morphogenesis; small GTPase-mediated signal transduction. The transcript is spliced from 31 exons. Bases 1 to 5862 code for a protein of 1953 amino acids. Gene Ontology annotation, molecular function: guanyl-nucleotide exchange factor activity.
AUGCCGCCCACUCUUUCGGCCACUGGCCGGGAACAAGGCGGAGCCCCCUCCUUGGCUCGCGCCCGGCCAAAGGCGAGGCGCGUCUGUUGCCAUGGGCGCUGCCUCGAUCGGCAAACAUUUGCCGGACGGCGCCGGGAGGGAGGAGCGGCGAGCAGAACCGCCGGGGGAGCGACCGAGAGGCGAGCGGGAAGGGACGAGCGGACCUUAAGUAGCCAAAGGAAAACGCGGGGACGGGUGCCGGAGAGCGUCCGGGCGCUGGAAGUGGAGGACUCCGUGGCAGCAGCCGCGAUGGAUGACUUCGAGGAGGAAGAGUCCUGUGACUUUGACCCCCUGCCUGCGCUCUCGGAGGACGAGGAGAAUGUGUCCCUUGCUGAUGUUCUGUCACUGCAAGAUAGCUGUCUUACUGAGCAAGAUUUUUGGGCUAUUUGCCUGGAGUGUAGUCAGUCUUUGAAGAGCAUUGUCCAGUCUACAAUCUUCCAGACACUUUGCGUUACUCCUGACACUUUGGCUUUUAACACCAAUGGCAAUGUAUGCUUCAUGGAACAGAUCAGUGAUGAUCCAGAAGGUGCUUUUGUCCCUCCAGAGAUUGAUGAAACAGGUAACACAUUUGAGGCCCAUCUGUAUUCCUUAGGAGCUACCUUAAAAGCAGCACUAGAGUAUACAAUGGAACCUGAAGCAGAUCUGGAAUUUAGCCAAGACCUAUAUGCUUUGCUUGGACAAAUGCAGAAAGAAAAUCCUAAAGAAAGGCCAGAUAUCGAGGCUGUCAUAUCAUUAUGUGAAGAGAAACUCAAGCUUUCUUCCUCAAGUGAUAUUUGCCAGGGCCUUUCAGCUACUGGAAGAAAGAUGCUUUCAAUUGAAUCAUAUGGCACCUUUCAAGACAGUUUUGAUAACAUGUGGGAAGGAAAAUUCUAUGAGAGCAUUUCACCGUAUCAAGAGUGCACAGAUGAUAACUUGACUAAAAAUCGAACACCAUCACCAGACGACUUGAAGUCUGCUAGAAAUGAAAGCUCCUCUGGCAUUAAUGCUCUGAAUGACAGAAACAGUGAUAUAAAAACAAUGAUAAUCAAGAAGGAGGAAAGGUUUUGCUGCCAAAGUAUUUCAACCUGGGUUACAAAAAGUCAAGAGAGGAACAGUGUUAUAAAAUGCAACAAGGAGUUAGAUGCUAAGCCAUAUGCAACUGGAAUGGAGAGAGAUACAUUUGAGAAACACAGUUUAAGGAAACUUAGAACUUUUCCAAAAGUACCAUUUAACAUUGAGACGGACUCAAGAACAUUUUUAUCUUUUAUAGGGCAUAACACUUCACUGACAAGGAAGCAGUAUCAGUUACAUUCCAGUAAUAAUGAGGAUACUAUGUUAGAAGGAAAAUCAAGUCAGUUUGAUCAAGCUGGGUCAAAAGCAGCAUCUCUUCUGGGUCCAAAUAAUAAUUUAGGAGAACUUUGUCUGAGCCCAAAUGCAUUUUCAAUGUAUCCAAACCACAUGACAUCCAGUGGUGACAAAGAAGCGGUGGAAUUUUUUCCAUAUCGUUACGCCAUUUCUGAAACGUCAGGCAAAAAUAAUGUAUCAGAUGCAGCAGAUGAGACAAGUCCUGGAUGUAACCUAUUAGAACCCUAUUGUGUAAGAGAAUUCUGUAAUGAAGCUGCUCAAAAGUCAAGUCAGAACUGUUUGCUUCGUGUUAACAAGAAGUCUUCCACAUUCAUGGCAUUUAAGGAAAAUGGUUGUAACUCAAGCAUGCCGAGUUCACCUGAAGAGAGACACAGUGAGAGAAAGGACGGUUGGAGUGAAGAUAGACAAUAUGAAGACAGGGACUCAGAAAUAAGAAAUAAUGAGCAGUGUGUUUUUCUGAAACAUCUCUUAAUGCAGUACAGCAAACCAUUGAAAGAUUAUGAACUCUGGGCUUUAUGCCAUGAAUGUCUGCUCACUCUGGAAACGUAUACAGAUUAUCCAGCUCACUUGUGUUUAGAUUCUGUAGCAAUCAACCAUGAUGGAAGUAUUACUUUUGUUCCACAUGGAAAUGGAGGAUCAUCGGAUAGGUUUUUCUUGGCUCCUGAGGCCACAGAAGAGGAUUUUGUUACUGAAAAGGCCUGUAUUUACUGUAUGGCUGCAAUUUUGUGGAGAGCAGCAAGAUGUAAUUUUCCACCUGAUCACAAAUUGGUGUUGCCAGGGAAACUGAAAAAAUUUCUUCUGAAUAUGGCGAGAAGCAAGCCAGAAGACCGCCCUUCUCUAGCAGAUGCAAUUAAGAUUUGUCGUAGUUAUCUGCUUGAACAAAGUAUCAGCAGCAAGAUGGUUCUAGAAGUUUUAGCAAAAAUGGCAUUUCAGAGUUUCAGAGGAGAGGAUUCUUUUAAUGUUAGCUGGCCUUCUAAUUUUCAAAGUGAAAGUUGCUCAGUAAAUGCUAACUUAGGAUUUUUGCCUAUGAGCAACAAAAGCAAACUGAUAGCAGUAAAAGGACCGGUUCCUUGCCAGCCUCCUUUAAACAAAGAAAGGAUCAUGUUGCCAAAUGCCUUCACUUCUUCAGCAACUCACUUUAAGCCUAUUAUUCUGCAUCAGAAUGUAAAUCAUAAAAUAGAUGCCAUUGCAUCCACCGUGGUAGAACGUGAAACUAUGCCAAGAAUAGCAUCUGUGAAUAGCAAGAGUCCAAAACAUUCAAGCAAUGACACUGAAAAUAAGACAGAUGAAGAUUCUGAUUUGCCUACUACCUGUAUGAUGCCUGGUGCUCUGGAGCACAGUAAAGAGGGCCCGGAAAUACUACAACGGAAGGAUCCCAAAGAGCAAUCUCCCAGCAAUACUAGCUCCUAUAUCCCUAAUUUACCAUUUUUUUCUGAAUCUUCAUGUGCGUCUCAAGAGAGAUGUGUUUUGCAAACAUCUCCCUCAGCUAAUCCUAACUCUACUGCACCAUCUAGUAUGACUUUUAUAAAUAAUUUUCUUUUAAAGCAGGAUCCUGAGACAAGGGUGUUGACUCUUGUACCUGUGCAGAUAGCUGUAUCGGAGCAAAUACCAAAUAAACCUCUCCUUUCAAAAACAACUUACAGCUGUUGUCCAAGUUUACAUGUGCUACUUUCAGAACCUGCCGUGAACUGUGAUGCUAACAGAGUCCUACAAGCAAAUUCAUCCUUAGGUCAUGUGAGAAAUGACAAAUUUGGUGAUGUACAAAAUAAAUGUUGGGACAUAAAAGCUAAACCAGAUGGUUUAAUGCCAACGACAAUUAAUAAAGAGACUCAAACAAAAUGUUCUGAAAGUAAUCCGUGCCUUGUAUCCUUUAAGAAAUCUGAUACAGAUACAGAGAAUAGUUUCCUUUUAUCAGAUCGUGCACUGGAUAUCUCAGUGGACCAAAAUUCUACUUGUUCACUCAUCCUAGAAACUUCUCAGCAGAAUAAAGGAAUGCAUAAUGUUCCCUUGGAGAAUGUCGUGCAACUGAUUCAAGAAGAGUUUGCAUUUGGUAGAUCUCAGGACAAUACUACUGAAGCCCUGGCUAUAGGUAAAUAUAUUUUCAGUUUAAAGGAUCUCAAAUACAACACAUUCUAUAAUGCAGUUUCUGAGAAAUUUUGUGAUCUUUACUGGGAAGAAAAAUUACUAGCAAAUCUUUAUGAUGCAGCAAAUGGUAAAACUCCUGAAUCUGAAAGAAUUAACGAAGCACAAUAUUUGAGCAAGACUUCUCAAAGCAAGCCAAACAACUUUCUGAAUGGAAGUGAGGAAGCAAAAGUUGAUCUUGCUGAUAUGGAUGCAAGUGAGAAGGAAGUUGAAUCACAAACAGUCCUAGUUGGAAUGCAGAUGGAGGGAGAAUGUUUGCAGAUCAAUAAAGGUUGCAGUGGACCAAGUGUUACAGAAAAAGAAAAGCAAAAAGAAAUUCAAGUAAAGACGGAAGAAAAUACGUACUCUGGCUCUUCCUGUCAUUCUGAAUUGCCUGGAUUUUGUCCUGGUUGGAGUAGCGCAUUCUAUGGUUCAGAAUGGUUCAGUCUGGAUGUACACAAUUAUUUUAGAAAACUUGGAAAACAAAAAGCUCAUGGAACUCAAAAUAUUGAUGCUAAAAAAAUGGAACUUGACCAGCUGAUAAUGAUUGAGACAAAAAAUUACAGAAAGAGCAUAACCUUCUACCAGAGGCUGUUGUAUAAAGAGAGAAGCAGCAAAGGUGGAGAAAUGAAAACUUUGUUGCCAAAAUUGGAGAGACAGAUAGAAGAAAUGAAAUCAAAGAUGCAGUUUCUUGAACUUGUGAAGAAGUAUCUACAGAUUAUGUAUGCAGAAAAAUGGGGAGUUGAACCAUGCAACUUUCUUACAGUGGUCAACAUGGGAAGAAAUGAAACACUGGACAUCAGUGCCUUAGAUGGCAUGCUACUUUUUAAUCAUAUAAAUAAAACCCAAAGUAAAGCUCAGUAUAAUGACAAUCAAAAUUGCCCAAGAAAUCUUCAAGCUGGGACACCACUUGGAUUAAUGGCAUAUCUCUAUUCUAGAAAUGCAUUUUUAAAAGGCUAUGUGCAACAGUUUCUGUUCGCUUUUCGCUAUUUCUGCUCACAAGAGGAACUUUUACAAUUUCUUCUUGAUAGAAUCAGAAUUACCUCACCCAGUUCCAGCCUGGAAUCUUCUUCAUUGCUUAGCAAAAUAUACCACCGCAGCUUCUCCAUUCUUCAAGCUUGGAUUGAAGACUGUUACACUGUAGACUUUACCAUAAACCCUGAUUUCAUGCGUAUACUAAAAGACUUUAUCAUUUCCAAGGUAGUACCACUCAAUGGUUGUGGCAGACAGUUGCUGUCAUUACUUAACAACGUUGCUAGCAAAAAGGAGAGGACUAUUUCUCAGUUCUGCAAGACGGAAGAACGGGAACAAGGGGUGGAGAUCAAUGAAGCACAAUCAUUGCCUUGUUCAUGCAGAAGGGACUCCACAAAUGCUUUACAAAAGCGUCUUAGCUGGAGACUGUCAAAAGGCACUGAAGCUAUUGUACCCCAGUUGUAUCAUAAACCUGCACCAGAAGAAUUCUCUGGCUUCUGCAUCAGAAUAACGGAGGCUCCAUAUUUCUUAACAGAAUAUACUGCGCAACAGCUUUGUUGUCAGCUGACACUAUUAGAACAGGAAAUAUUCCAUAAAUGUCACCCAGUGCAUUUUCUAAAUUCAAGACUGCUUGGAGUCAAAGAUAAAACUGUGCCUCUCCCAAAGGCUUCUUCCUCUGACCUGUCAUCUACUCCAGCCUAUAACCUUUUUGUGAAAAACUGUAUCCAAGAUGAUUACCUCCUGCGGCUUUUAAAAUAUGCAGAUAAUGUCAGUACCUGGGUUGCUGCUGAAAUUGUCACCAGCUACAGUUCUAAGGUGCAGAUGAAUUUAGUAUCAAAAUUUCUGUUCAUCGCAAAGUGUUGCUACAAACAAAGAAAUUUUGCCACUGCAAUGCAAAUCCUAAGAGGCCUGGAAAAUCUCAUUGUCAGACAAUUGCCUAUUUGGAAAAGCUUGCCUUCUAAAGUUUCUGACAUACUGGAAGAACUGAAGGCUGUAGAGGUAUUUUUAAAAAGUGACAAUUUGUGUUUAAUGGAAGGAGAGAGGUUUAAAACAUCUCCAACAAUUCCAUCAGCGCAUAUACUGGCCAUGCACAUUCAGCAGCUUGAAACUGGAGGAUUUACGAUGCGAAAUGGCUCAUAUAAGUGGACUAAACUUAGAAAUAUUGCAAAAGUUGUAAGCCAAGUUCAAGCAUUUCAAGAAAACCCCUACAUGUCCCCACCAGAUUGCCAGUUGCAAGAUUUCUUAAGACAAAGAAUAGCUUUUCUUAAUGAUGCAGACAUCUUUGCGUUAGCAGCUGAUAAUUAUGCCAACUUUCAUCAGAAACCUGAAAAGCAAUCCCGAAAAAUUCAAGAUGCAUUACAAAGGAUGAAAGUGAUGUUUCAGUAA